AUGAAGACUCUCCGGGCACGGUUUAAGAAGCCAGAGCUGCGCCUCAGCCCCACCGAGCUGGGCUCCUGCCCGCCCUGCGGGCCCUGCCCCAUCCCGAAGCCGGCGGCGGCCAGAGGCAGGCGCCAGAGCCAGGACUGGGGCAGAGGUGACGAACGCCUCCUGCAGGCCGUCGAGAGCAAUGACUCUGCACGAGUGGCCUCCCUCAUUGUCCGCAAGGGGCUGGUGCCCACCAAGCUGGACCCGGAGGGCAAGUCCGCGUUCCACUUGGCAGCCAUGAGGGGCGCAGUCAGCUGUCUGGAGGUGAUGCUGGCCCAGGGUGCCAAUGUCAUGAGCACAGAUGGGGCAGGUUACAACGCCCUCCACCUGGCCGCCAAGUAUGGGCACCGGCAGUGCCUGAAGCAGCUGCUGCAGGCCUCCUGUGUGGUGGACACAGUGGACAGCAGUGGGUGGACCGCCCUACAUCAUGCAGCGGCUGGCGGCUGCCUCUCCUGCUCAGAACUUCUCUGCUCCUUUAAGGCACAUCUGAACCUCCGAGAUCGGUCAGGCGCUACACCCCUCAUCAUCGCCGCUCAGAUGUGCCACACAGACCUGUGCCGCCUCCUCCUGCAGCAGGGGGCUGCCGUGAAUGACCGAGACCUGCAGGGCAGGACAGCCCUCAUGCUGGCCUGUGAAGGAGCCAGCCCGGAGACUGUGGAGGUGCUGCUGCAGGCUGGGGCCCAGCCCGGUAUCACCGACUCCCUGGGCCAGGACGCUGCUCACUACGGUGCCCUCGCGGGGGACAAACUCAUCCUGCACCUCCUGCAAGAGGCGGCUCAGCGCCCCUCCCCACCCAGCGAGGAUGACUCAGGAGAGGCCUCUUCUCAGAAUUCUGGGUCCAGCCGUGAGAAGCCAGGAACCUCCAAGAAACGGAAGGCACCUCAGCCCCCCACCAGCAUCCCUAUGCCGGAUGACCGAGAAGCCUAUGAGGAGAUCGUGCGGCUGAGACAGGAGAGGGGCCGGCUGCUGCAGAAGAUCCGCGGGCUACAGCAGCAUCAGGAGAGGAGGGUGCCUGAGGAGCCUGAGGCAAGCUCCCUCCACAGCCUGGAAAGGCAGGUGCAGGAGCUGCAGCAGCUGCUAGCGGAGAAGCAGGAGGAGAAGGAGAGCCUGGGCCGUGAGGUGGAGAGUCUGCAGAGCCGCCUGUCCCUGCUGGAGAAUGAGCGUGAGAAUACCAGCUACGACGUGGCCACCCUGCAGGACGAGGAAGGCGAAAUGCCCGACUUCCCAGGGGCUGACGGGCUACUUUCUAAGCGCCUGAGCCCAUCUGUCCAGGAGCUCCUGGCCACACUACAGGACCAGGUGGCUAUGCUCACCAAACAGAACCAGGAGCUGACAGAAAAAGUCCAGAUCCUGGAGAACUUCGAGAAGGACGAGGUGGAGGCCGCUGUCCCGGCCGAGGUCAUCCCUCUGGCCCUCUAUGAGGCUCUCCGGAUGGAGUUUGAGCAGCUCCACCAGCAACAUGCGGAGGCCCUGCGGGUGCUGGAGCAGCGAGACACCCAGGAGACUGCCACUGAAGAGCAGGGACCCACGAGAGCCGGCAAGGACGGAGGAGGCGGGCCCACUACCAACGGCCCCACAAACGGGAAGGUGAAUGGUGCUGAGGCUCCACAGUCCACAAUGAAUGGGGCUGAGACCACAGAUGAGGAGGCCGAGGGGCCUGGGACCACGGAGGCUGGGACUUUGGAAUUCACAACCACACAGGUGGAGGCCACAGAAACCACACCCACAGAAAGUCAGGGUGCGGGUGCUGCAACCCCGGAGGCAAAGGCAGCAGCAGGGGCUGAGGUCACAGAAGCGAUGGCCUUGGAAGAGGCAGAAGACACCGAGGUGCCGCCCACGGGAGCAGAGGCCACUGGCUCAAAAGCCACCGGGGCAGAGGCCACCAAACAGACGGAAAUAGUGGCUGUGGAGUCCGUGGUGAUGGCCAAUGGAGUGGACGCGGGGCUCCCGGGCGUGGAGGCCACAGAGACGGUGGCCAGGGCCCUGGGAGUCCCUGCGGGGCCUAUCCUGCAUCCCGGGGCAGCCGAGGCCUCGCAAAAGCUGCAGGCAGAGCUGGAGACCAGGAUCCGGCGCCUGGAGGAGAUGCUGCGGCAGCGAGAGCAGGAGGCAGCCGCCGAGCUGGAGGCCGAGCGGGGCAAAUGCCAGGCCGCGGAGGCCGAGGCCGGCCGGCUGCGGGAGCGGAUGCAGGAGGCGGCGGGCAGUGGGGGCGGUGAGGGGGGCGCGGGCAGCAUGGUCCAGCUGCGGGCGGCCCUGGAGCAGGCCCGGGAGGACCUGCGGGCCCGAGACCUGCGCCUGCGGGAGCUGGAGGCCACCUCGGCCUGGCUGGACGAGUCCCGGGCCGGCCGGCUGCUGGCGGACGAGGAGGCCCGGGGCCUGCGGGCGGAGCUGGCGCAGCAGCAGGAGGUGCGGCUGGAACAGAGCCGGGAGCUGCAGGUGCUUCGGGAGCAGCUGGCCACCUCCAGGGCCGCCGAGGAGCAGCAGCGAGUCGCCGCGGAGGCCCUGGGCCGGGCCCGGGACGCCGCCCAGGCUCAAGCCUCGGAGCUGGGCAGAGCCUGCGAGGAGGCCCGGCAGAGCCUGGCCGAGCUGCGGGCGGCCUCCGAGGCCCUGCGCCAGUCCGCAGUGCCCGCCUCGGAGCACCACCGGCUCCAGGAGGAGGCCCUGGAGCUGCGGGGCCGGGCCGCCGACCUGGAACAGGAGGUGGUGGCCACGGGCAAGGAGGCCGCCCGGCUGCGGGCCGAGCUGGAGCGGGAGCGCGUGGGCAGCGUGGCCCGGUCGGAGCACGAGCGUGUGGUGAGUGGGCUGCAGGCCGACAUGGCUCGGCUGGAGGGGCAGCUGGAGGAGCUAGGACGCCGCCAUGAGAAGACCAGCGCCGAGGUCUUCCAGGUGCAGAGGGAGGCGCUCUUCAUGAAGAGUGAGCGGCAUGCGGCCGAGGCCCAGCUGGCCACAGCGGAGCAGCAGCUGCGGGGCCUGCGCACCGAGGCCGAGAGGGCUCGCCAGGCCCAGAGUCGUGCCCAGGAGGCCCUGGACAAGGCCAAGGAGAAGGACAAGAAGAUCACAGAGCUCUCUAAAGAAGUCUUCAGUCUCAAGGAGGCCCUGAAGGACCAGCCAGCUGCUCCAGCAGCCUCCGAAGUGGAGGCCCUGCGAGGCCAGGUGAAGGCUCUGGAGGAAGCUGCCAGGGACCACAGUGCCAUUGUGGCCUUGUAUCGGAGCCACCUGCUCUAUGCUAUCCAGGUGAGUCCAAAAGAGGUGAGUCAGCUUCCCCUGACCCCUGACCUGGUCUCCCCCCUCCCCCCAACUUUGGGGCAUGCCACUGCCCCCUUCUGAGCCUCAGUUUCCCCAUCUGUAUAUCGGAGGGAGCAUCUGAUCCCGGGGAAACCGUUCACGGCCGAUGGGAACCUAU
This is a messenger RNA of Echinops telfairi (small Madagascar hedgehog), 3436 nucleotides long. RefSeq names its product ankyrin repeat domain 24 (gene ANKRD24). NCBI's taxonomy places the organism in Eukaryota, Metazoa, Chordata, Mammalia, Afrosoricida, Tenrecidae. The transcript has 20 exons. The record is from RefSeq and is a predicted model, not a curated record. The coding region runs from base 1 to 3360 and encodes 1119 amino acids. Gene Ontology annotation, molecular function: actin binding.